AUUUGUAUUUAUUAGAUGAAAUUAAAAUGGCGGAACGAUGGCGCUGGUUGGGUUUGGUUUGAUAUUAUCACGAGUUGUUUCGUCUCUUCGUUUCUUCACUCUCUCUCUCUGUUUCUCUCCUCUUUUUUACCAACUCAGCAACAAUCUAUUUCUUCCAGAACAUUCUGGAUUCUGAUAGUUUCUCCGAUAUCCUUGAGUUUCUCUCUCCUGUUCCUUCCCUGCUUCCUGGUUGGAACUCUGCUCCGGAUCCUGCUCUGUGCCACCAGGAACCAGACCAGGACCUGGAACUCUCUCAACUUAGACGAUAGAACAGACAAUGCAGAGAACAGAUUGGAUGAAGGGCGAAUAUCUGUUGGAACUACCAAUGUAAUGCUCGGACUGGAAGUCUGGUGUAGAUGGCAGAAUAUCAGUGGAGUAUAUUCAAGAUUACAGAAGGUUGUUAAAGCAAUAGAUGAUCAGAGUGGUGAAUAUGAAGAGAACCUGAAAGAGAUCUCAACGGAGAAUCUGGAGAAACAGGAAACCAUCAGAAAUAAUUUCCCUAGAAUGGACAUCAUUUGUUUUCAGGAGGUUCAUGAGAGGAUAUUUGCUCUGAUCCUGAUCCUACUCCUGAGGAAUAGAUAUUCAAAUUUUAUCUUUGAUAUCGGAGAGAACUCUUGGAAUAUUAACAGGUUUAUGAUGAGUUCUGGAUUGUUUGUUGCUUCUAAAUAUCCAGUUUUAGAUGCAGAAUUCUUCCCAUUCACUCAGAAGAAAAGCUGGCAGUCGUAUAUAAGCUACGGAGUUCUGGUAUUUAAGGUUGAUCUAGGGAAUAACAGGGUGGGGAUUAUAUCAAACCUUCACACUGUUGCAUACCAGGGUAAAGACGACCUUCUUUCUCCUGCCCUGGACGAAUUACAUAAUGCAAUGGCUAGAUUCAAGGCCCGGAUCAAGGACGGGACGGAGAGGAUUGUGUUUGAAUGUAUUGCAGGAGAUUUCAACUUUGAUAAUAUGUCUCCGUCCGAGAUAAAAUAUAGUAAACAUCCUGUCUUUCAACAAUAUAAUGAUGUAUGCAUCAAAAAACCAGGUGUAGAUCAUGCCUGGAGUAUUGGAACGGAACUACGUCAGCUUGAGAUUGGUAAACCGGAAGUAUCUACCCCGGAGCAGUUUAGAAACAUUUUAUGUGAUGAUCUACGGAGACGAUAUUAUAUCCUUGAUGCUGAUGUUCAAGAACAGAAUUUUGAUCUCAUGACAAUAUCUCCCAGGAAAGGAAAAAACGGAGUAUGUGUUUGUCCAGAGGGUGGUAGACGGAGAAUAGAUAGAAUACUCAUUAAUAAACAACUAGCAACUAUUAGGGGAGUUUGCUUUUGUUCCUGUUUAGUAGGAAUAACCGACCAUGUUCCACUAGUCGUCACAGCUGCCUUGUUAUAAGCACUUCUGUUAUGCACCAUGCAUAACCAAGGUGUUGCAUCUGCAUUUUAUGCGUUUAGAAAUAUUGUGAUACACCAUUUAAUUUAAAAAAACACUGCAUUUAGAAAAAUUAA
Eurytemora carolleeae is the source of this 1517-nucleotide messenger RNA. Its product is annotated as sphingomyelin phosphodiesterase 5. The record is from RefSeq and is a predicted model, not a curated record. The transcript is spliced from 13 exons. NCBI's taxonomy places the organism in Eukaryota, Metazoa, Arthropoda, Copepoda, Calanoida, Temoridae. Gene Ontology annotation, cellular component: cytoplasm. Bases 16 to 1404 code for a protein of 462 amino acids. Gene Ontology annotation, molecular function: sphingomyelin phosphodiesterase activity.